AUGUUAUCAUUAUUGCCAAUUUUACUUGGUUAAGUUUUAUGCCAAUUAUGCGAAUAACCUAUAAGGUAUGAAUCGUACCAAUAUUCGAUUAAUAUUAUUGAUCCAAAAUCUGCUUAAAUAUGGAAUUAUGAUGAUUUGACAAGGGUAAAUACCAAUUGUCCACCAUUAACAUCUGAUUUAAAGGAUAUAGAAAGCUCAGCUAUCUAAUUGUUAGAUUUACAAAUAAUUUUGGAUAUACCUGAAAAUCUAACAAUCACAAGGAAUAGAACAGCUGGCCCAACAGUAUAAUAUUAGACUGAUGGAAUCAAGAUGAGAAGUUAAGGAGUUAAUAACUAUGUUUCUUAUUAAUCUUAAUUCUUUUAAUUCACAUAUGCAGAACAUAGCCUCGAUUUUCAAACUCAAACUCCUGACGGAGAGUUGCAGAUAUUUAUGAUCUAAGAUCAAUUGUAUUCAUUGUGUGAUAUUGAACCAAUAUAUUCAGUUCUUUCCUUUCCCAUUUAUAAAUUAUCUGAAUAAUAACAGUUAAAAUUCAGAGGGUAAUUCAACAUAAAUACUGAUACAAUAAGUGAUUUCAACUUCAAAUAAAAUAUCUUAGGAACUGUAAAAUCAGACAUAUCUUCUUAUAUCACCUACAAAGCCCCAAUUAACAUCCCACCUUGUUCAACAGCCUAUUGGUAUGUGUCCACAAACCCAUUAUUCUUUCAAUAGGACUAAUUAGAUUAGUUAUUGCAAUAGAAUCAAUACAAUAAAAUGAAAAGAGCCGAGUUGUAAAAUACUGUUAUUUAAUACAAUAAAGGAAAAAUAUUAUUUUAUGGAGAUACUGAAUUUGGUGAAUAUGAUGACACUGUUGAAUGGGCUGCUACUUGGAUAGCAUCAAUAAUACCAUGCUUAAUCUUUGCUCUCAUUGCUUGUGUAUAUGGAUAAUAUGAAAUAUCAAAUAUUGGACGAUAUAGAAGACAAGAAGUCAAGCAUGUUGAGCCAGAAAUUGAAAUGCUCAACUAAGAAGAAAAAUAAAUAUAAUGA
Messenger RNA from Paramecium tetraurelia, 1023 nucleotides. RefSeq lists its product as uncharacterized. The record is from RefSeq and is a predicted model, not a curated record. The transcript has 4 exons. NCBI's taxonomy places the organism in Eukaryota, Ciliophora, Oligohymenophorea, Peniculida, Parameciidae.